Messenger RNA from Somion occarium, 3015 nucleotides. The record is from the annotation of a GenBank genome assembly. Lineage: Eukaryota; Fungi; Basidiomycota; Agaricomycetes; Polyporales; Cerrenaceae.
GUCUUUCUCAUGUUCUUGUCCUUCAACACACCUUCAACCUGGUACACGUGUUUACAACGAGCAGGUCAGUGGUGCAUUGUUCUCAAUUCAUGAUUUCGGAUGCUUUCACCCUUCCGGCCCAUAACGAAAACUGAAAAGGUGUGUAGUGUAGAAAACUUCCCAUCGAGGUACGCACGCCUCCAAAGAGAGAAGUUGAAAGCUCAGAAAUACUUAGAAAACCUUCGUUAUAUUUCUAAGGCGCCUCAAUAACGAUCGCAAUUCGUCGGCAGGACCGAACGCACUUAUUCUGGCAACUCUUGGAAGCAUUGUCGCUCAUUUCAUGUGGACAAUUGAACACCGGGAUCUCACAGGAAAGUCCGCUGAUAACAUAAGGCUAUAACCAGCCGCCAUCUCAACCGUCUCAGACCGAGCGUAAAGCCUCAAUUGUUAAGCCUAGCUCUGCAGGCAUGUUCAACAACUUCUCUUCUAAUCCGAGUUCGUACAACGAGACCCGGGACGAACUCAAGAAGGAGGUGACGGGAAAAGUUGUUUACAAUGUCAAUUCCAUCAUUGAGCAUUUCAUGAGGAUCAACGCAAAUACCAAGUCGGAGCAGGGAGGAGACCUCCCAGAUUCCAGGAUCGCUCAGUGUAUCGCACAGAUUGGGACAGGGGAUCUGAUAACCCUGCAUCAGAUAGUCGACGAUUCGAAGCAGAAUGAAAGGGCUAUGUAUGGACCUCUGGAAAACAUCAUGAACGCGAUUGGAGAUUUCUUUGCCCCUCAGGGACGAGCUCCGAAGCGGUUUGUACAGCAGUCCGGCUUCACUCAUGUAGACGAAGUUGUUCAACAGAUGGCUUUUCCGCCUCGUUUCCCCGACUUCUUAAUGCUUCCGGAGAAACUUUCAUGGCUCUCACAGAAGCCAGAUAAGGCUCAUUUGAAAGUUUCCUGGAGCACCACCGAAGCUCUCGUGGAGGUCAAACAUUCUGCUACCAAAGGCAGUCCUUUCUACGCCCGACAAUCUCAGCAAGAGACCGGGGUGAAGGGGAUUAUCGCCCAGACUGCCGAUUACGUUCGCCUGCGUCUAUCUGCACGCCCAUUCCAACUUUACACCCUCGCAUUCCUCAUAUACGGUGCUGAAUGUUGCAUUGCAAUUUAUGACCGUUAUGGGGUAUUGUUAUCCCCUGGUUACAAGGUCUACGAGCGUGUGGUUGGUCCUGAUGGGAAUUUCGACUAUGAAUUGUCUUACGAUUUCGUGCGUAUCUUAGCGAGACUCACCUGUGGCCUGUCUGCCGAGGAUUUUGGAUCAGACCCCACUGUAGAAUUGAGGAGUGGUAAUCCGCAGAAGCCUCCGUCAUAUUCCGUUGGAUACAAACCCUCUGCUUCCAUAAUCCCCGCAACUCCCCUUACUGGUCCGAACGCUCGAUAUAACACAGUUGGUUCCCCGAUCUGGUCAUCGUUAUCGUUGCUAGGACGUGGAACGUCUGUUUGGUAUGUCAAAGAUCCCACAGGAGUACGUAAAAAGGUGGUGAUGAAGAGCGCGUGGAGAGCGGGGUCUAGAACACCGGAGUCAUCUAUCUAUGAAUACCUGAAGCAAACGUUGAAGAAUCUCGACGGAAUAGCAGCGUUUGUUGAAGGCCUGGACGUCUACUUGGAUCAACAGACACCUAUGCGCGUACAAAAUCUCCGCAUAGCAAGGUUCAAUUAUCCGGUCGCAGGUACCGUUGCGGAAACAAUUCCUUUCGAUGAGGACCCUGUACUCCAUCGUUUGAUACUUGCUUCUGUUGGGAAGCCUCUUUGGGAGUACGAGACACCGCUUGACUUUGUUCAAGGGUGCAUAGCCGUUGUUUCUGCUUUGGAACGCCUAGCAGCUCACGACAUCCUCCACCGCGACGUUAGUCCGGGAAACGUACUACUUGCUGCUGACGAGUCACCACGAAAGAAUAACGAAGGAUUCUUGUCCGAUCUAGAGUUUUUAUACAUUCCCGGAAUGGGGGACACUGUCGACCCACAACCAACCGGGAAACUCCCUGAACAUGUGGCAAGACCUGAUGGUACGCUGCAUCGUGUGGACGAAAUUCGCAAUGACGACAUUCCCCAGCUGGGGAGGCAUUAUAUAUACCCUCAAGACGCGAAACCCGAGCCGAAACCUCAAGGUCCUCCUAUCACAGGUACAGCUCAAUUCAUGGCUGUUGAGGUCUUGGAUCAUAUCGUGCAGUCAGACACUAGCUUCAAUCGCACCCCUCUCCACGAUCUGGAAUCCUUCAUAUAUGUGCUGGUUUACGCCUUGCACCGCAGAGCAUACGAUCGCGCUCAGAAUUCAGAUACCAGGAAGGCGAUAGGAAGGGUGUUCACUAACUACUUCGCACAGACAAGCCAUACAGCCAUUCGGGAUGUCCGCCGCUCAAUGUCAUCUCGAGCACUCACGAGCAAAUCUGCACUUAAAAUAUUCAGCGAAGAAGUGGCCAAUGGUUCCCAUUUGGUACUCUGCGCGUUGUUGACUCAGCUCUUGGCAUUAGUGAGGCGCAGGUUAAUGAGGGCCGAUGGAGAUACUACUAUCGAACGGAUGGCCGAAAUGACUGAAGGAUUACCCCCGAAAGAGCAGAGCAUGAUGAACUGGAUAGAAGAAGCUGAGCAACUUGAAGAAGGGCCUACUCGAGCUCUGUCCCAUGACGCUGUCCUUAAAGUGUUACGCGGACUAGAGCGUAGGAUGAGAGUGGUGUAAUACAGCUAAACGCAGAACGAUAGGCCCCUGGUCAAAAUUUUCCGCACCUGUCGCUUAGUAGACGAACGUAGCCGGCUUGGUUCCGUCGUUGUGAUUCACUGUGACCACACCUGUGACCCUCUCCCCCUCUCUCUGUAUCGAAAUAACUGAGUAGUACAUACUUAGUCUGUUAUAGAAUAUAUCCAUUAUAGUAACAUGUCUAUAAGUAAGCCGCAGUGGUCACUGUUACACUCCCCGAGUCUACUUCGAGUGUUCACUGAUGAUGGGGCUGUUAUAAUUAUACUAUUCUGAUGUGGCCGCCUUUCACAUUCAAUCA